This is a messenger RNA of Vicia villosa (hairy vetch), 1233 nucleotides long. RefSeq lists its product as uncharacterized. The record is from RefSeq and is a predicted model, not a curated record. NCBI's taxonomy places the organism in Eukaryota, Viridiplantae, Streptophyta, Magnoliopsida, Fabales, Fabaceae. The coding region runs from base 1 to 1233 and encodes 410 amino acids. The transcript is spliced from 2 exons.
AUGUCUAGCAUAACAAAAAUGGAUAAAGAAAUAGUAAAUGAUAUAGAACAUUUACAUAUUACUGAAGAAGAUGGAAAUUACGAAGGAAGUAUUUUAAUAGAUCCAACCCUAUUUCAAAAAAUACAAAAGGAAGACUUAGAUUUAACUAAGGAUGCAAAUAUGAAGGGAAAAGAUAGAAUUGGAGGAAUAAUGAAAAGAUUUAACCAAAAGGAUAAUAUUAUAUAUUAUGGUAAAAUAAUUAAUGAAACACCAACUGAUAUAGCAGAUGCCCAAGGACAUACCUAUAUACAAUUAUUAAAUAAAAAGAAACUUAUGGAACUCAAGAAAAAUAUAAAGAAAGAUGAACAUAGAAAUAAGAUAGGAUAUAUUCAUAUAGGAGCAGUGCAAGUAUUAAUCAAAGCAACUUUUCAAGAAGGAAUAAAUUCUCCAGUAGAACUAAUAUUAAAAGAUGAUAGAAUUACAGACCCAGUAGAUAAAAUACUUGGAGUAGUAGAAGGAAAUUUAGCUUAUGGUAAACUAAAAUUUGAAAUACAUCCAAAUAUUGGAAUACCUUUAAAUACUCAAAGAUUAGAGCAAACUCUAACUCUUGAACACAAAUUCCUUAGAGGAAAUUUAAUGAGAUCAGGAGAUAAAAUAUUUUCAAUCACUUAUUGUGUUAAUUAUGCAUUAACUAAUUCUCACCAUAGUAUUACCUUUAGAAAUAAUAAUAGAAUUGAUAUUCCAAGUCUUUUUGAAGAUAUAGGAAAAAUUUAUUAUCCAAAGAAAAAUGAAAUAACUGAGCUAGGAACUUUUAUGAAUAAAUCAAAGUUUUUAGAGUUAAGAAAAAAUCAAAUACCAAAACCACUUAGAUUUUAUGAACCUGAAAAUAUUGAAGAAAGUGAUAUUGAUAAACUCUCAAACCAAGUUGAGUUCAUUGCUAUUAUUGAAGCAUGCAAAGAGUUGUUAUGGUUGAAGAAAUUUUUGCAGGAGCUUGGGUUUGUUCAAGAUAAAUAUGAGAUAUUUGUUGCUAGUCAAAAGGCUAUUCAUCUUGGUAAGAACCCGAUUUUUCAUAUUAGGUCCAAACACAUUGAUGUGAUAUAUCAUUGGACACAUGGUGUUUUAUAUACUAAUUUGUUUGAGUUAGCUAAAGUUGAUACAGAAGAUAAUGGUUAUGAUAUGAUGAUUAAAACGUUAUCAAGUGAAAAGUUUGAAACUUGUUGUGAUAUCGUUGGCUUGACAAUUUCCUCCACAUAG